GAUAUUGAAAGGGUACCAAAUCCUAGAAACAGCAUGGCUGCCUCCCUGCAGACCCAUGAAAAGAACAUGCCCAAGCUUUUGCCCUCGAACCCGAGCACCAAGACACCCAGCCAGCUGGAUGGCCUGUCCAACACUAUGCAGAAUGCCGCCAGCAUCGAGAGCUUGAACCUCUCCAACAGUGAGGUGAAGUCUGCAGGGGAGUUGGACGAGGGCAAAAGUCUGCAGCCAGAAGAGAUGAGUACCGAUAGAAGUGCCCUGUGCACCGCCCUCCCUGAUAAAUCAACCAACAUAAGCUCCAUCCUGGAAUUGUUUCCCAAGUUACUAUGCCUGGACAGCCAGGACUCACCUUCACCAACCAGCCUCAGUAUUGCAGCCCACAAGAGGUUACCGACCUGCAAGGGAAGCUUCUUUGGAUCUGAUGCCCUGAAGAGUCUAGUCCUGCAAUUCCUGCAGCAGUACUACUCGAUCUACGACUCUGGAGACCGUCAGGGUCUCCUCGGUGCCUACCACGAUGAGGCCUGCUUCUCCCUGGCCAUUCCCUUCAACCCCGAGGAGUCAGCCCCGUGA
Messenger RNA from Callorhinus ursinus (northern fur seal), 567 nucleotides. The record is from RefSeq and is a predicted model, not a curated record. NCBI's taxonomy places the organism in Eukaryota, Metazoa, Chordata, Mammalia, Carnivora, Otariidae.